AUGGUACGAGCGGCUGGGGUCGGAACAAGCAGCCGCUGCAACAGCGGGCAGAAUCACACCUGUGCGAGCCGGGCCCUGCUGCUCUUCAUGGGCGUCACUUACCUCGUGUCGCCCUUCGGCGGCUGGCUGGCCGACGCGCUGCUCGGCAAGUUCGGCGCCAUCCUGCUCAGCAUGGCGCUCUACCUGCUCGGCAUGCUGGCCUUCCCCGUGGUGGCCGCGCCACACACGCGACAGGGCCUCUGUGGGGACAUCCCGCUGUCCCCCGUGGAGAACUGCUCCUCGCCGGUGGAGAACACCACGGCGCCGGCGCCCUGCUCGCCCCCGGGGGCCACCCGCUACUGCGCCGGUGCCACCUUCGUGGGACUGGUCCUCGUGGGGCUGGGCGUCGGGUCGGUCAAGGCCAACAUCACCCCCUUUGGAGCCGACCAGGUCAAAGAUCGGGGUCCAGAAGCCACAAGAAGAUUUUUUAAUUGGUUUUAUUGGAGCAUUAACUUGGGAGCUAUUCUGUCUCUGGGAGGCAUUGCAUACAUUCAGCAGAACGUGAGCUUUGUUAUUGGAUAUAGCAUCCCAACAAUUUGCAUUGGGAUUUCGUUCAUGGUUUUCUUAUGUGGUCAGAGUUUCUUCAUCACAAAACCACCUGACGGUAGCGCCUUCACAGACAUGUUUAAAAUUCUUGCAUAUUCUUGUUGCUCAAGAAAGAGACAUGUGGAGCGAUCAACUAAUAGCGAAGGCCAGGGAGUACUUCAGCAGCCUCGCAAGCAAAGCUUGUUUGAGAUGGCCAAGUUGUCUCGUGGAGGCCCAUUCAGAGAAGAUAAAGUAGAAGAUGUGAAAGCUCUUGUCAAGAUUAUCCCUGUCUUUUUAGCUUUGAUACCUUACUGGACAGUGUAUUUCCAAAUGCAGACAACUUAUGUAUUGCAAAGUCUUCAUCUGAAAAUUCCUGAAAUAUCAAAUGAUACCAACUCUACUCAUACAUUUCCAGCUGCCUGGUUGACUAUGUUUGAUGCAGUGCUUAUUCUGAUCCUAAUACCCUUAAAAGAUAAAUUGGUAGACCCUGUUUUAAAGAGGAAUGGCUUGCUGCCAUCCUCACUGAAGAGGAUUGCAGUUGGAAUGUUCUUUGUGAUGUGUUCUGCAUUUGCUGCAGGAAUUCUGGAAAGCAACAGACUGAAAAUUGUAAAGGUUAAAACUAUUAAUCAGACAAUUGGAAAUGUUACAUACCAUGCUGCAGAUUUGCCAAUAUGGUGGCAGAUACCUCAAUAUGUGUUGAUUGGAUUCAGUGAAAUAUUUGCAAGUAUAGCAGGUUUAGAAUUUGCCUAUUCAGCUGCUCCCAAAUCCAUGCAGAGUGCUAUUAUGGGGCUGUUCUUUUUCUUUUCGGGGAUUGGAUCAUUUGUUGGCUCUGGACUGUUGGCACUGGUGUCUAUUAAAGAAAUUGGCUGGAUGAGUAAUCACACAGAUUUUGGUAACAUUAACGGCUGCCAAUUAAACUAUUACUUCUUUUUGUUGGCUGCCAUCCAAGGAGCCACUCUCUUGCUUUUCCUUAUUGUUUCUGUGAAAUAUGAUCAUCAAAAAUCGAAGAUUAACGAGCUGGCUGCCAACGGGAGGAUGUGAUGACUGUUAGGAAGCAAACUCCAUCGCAGCGGGGCCCGCGCGAUCUCCCGUUUGCUCCACUGAGACCCUCUCGUUGGACCUGCACGUUGCAGGAGUCUUCACCCCUGCCCUCUCACAUAACAUAGGUAAGUGCCUUAUGUUGGCAGGGCUCAUUUCUUGCACUACGUCCUGGCAGGACAACACCAAUCUUGGAAGUGUGUUAACUAUAGACAUUCAAGUUGCUCUUUGUUAAUCCCAAGAUGUUUACUUAACUCUUAAAAAUUGGGACGUUUACA
Messenger RNA from Tinamus guttatus (white-throated tinamou), 1880 nucleotides. NCBI's taxonomy places the organism in Eukaryota, Metazoa, Chordata, Aves, Tinamiformes, Tinamidae. The record is from RefSeq and is a predicted model, not a curated record.